Prosopis cineraria is the source of this 954-nucleotide messenger RNA. Its product is annotated as disease resistance protein ADR2-like. The record is from RefSeq and is a predicted model, not a curated record. The transcript is spliced from 2 exons. Gene Ontology annotation, molecular function: ADP binding. The coding region runs from base 1 to 954 and encodes 317 amino acids. NCBI's taxonomy places the organism in Eukaryota, Viridiplantae, Streptophyta, Magnoliopsida, Fabales, Fabaceae. Gene Ontology annotation, biological process: defense response.
AUGGGACUUUUAGCGGUAGUCCGGUCUGCAAAAGAACACAAGGUUAAGAUUAUUGAGAAUAUUGUUAAUGCAAUCUCUUCAAUUAUUAAUGCAUUUCCUUUACGCAUUCCGGAUGAUUCAGUGGGACUUGAGUCUCGGGUACAAGAAAUAAUCUCACUUCUAGAUGUUGGGUCCAAUGAGGAAGUCAAAAUGGUAGGAAUUUGUGGAACUUGCGGAAUAGGUAAAUCAGCAAUAGCAAGUGCUGUGUGUAAUUUCAUUGCUCAUCAUUUUGAAGAUUUAUGGUAUUUUUCUGGUUCUAGUUCGAGACUUUUUGAAAUAGUCAGGGGCAAUGAUUCCGUAUUGGAUAGUUUCAAUGAUUUGAUAAUACCGCCCUGGUUCCCACAAAAAAAGAUCCUUGUAAUUCUGGAUGGCAUUGAAAAAUUAAAUCUGGUACUAGCAGUUAAUGGAGGAUGUGAACGGUUUGGUCAAGGACGCAGGAUCAUUAUCACGACAAGGGAUAGACAGUUGCUAGUCAGCCAUGGUGUUGAAAAAAUUUAUGAUGUCAAGAAACUAAGUGAUGAUGAGGCUCUUCAAAUGUUUAAUGGGAUUGUUUUCAAUAAGAACAAUGUGAAAUCUGGUCACAUGGACGUUUUGAAACGUGCAAUACUUUGUUCACGUGGCAUUCCAUUAAUUUUGGAGGCAAUGGGCCGUUAUUUAAUUGGUAAAACAUUAGAUGAAUGGAAUUUUGCAAUAGAUGAGAUGGAAAAAGACCCAAUGCAGAUGAUUCUACGCUUCAGUGAAAUCCCAUGGAAACAGAAGCUGCAGCUCAAGGAAUUUGUUGCUUUUAUGAAAGAAAAAGAACCUCAGUCAAUUCAUUCUUCAACGGAGAAGGCCGUACUAAGAAAGAGAAAGAGAAAGAGGGAAGACACUGAAAGAGAGGAGACACAAGUUGAGGGGAAGAAGCGCCAUGCUUGA